Messenger RNA from Rhineura floridana, 729 nucleotides. It is a transcript of the gene POLR3K, whose product is annotated as RNA polymerase III subunit K. Gene Ontology annotation, biological process: DNA-templated transcription; termination of RNA polymerase III transcription. The transcript has 3 exons. Gene Ontology annotation, cellular component: RNA polymerase III complex. Bases 381 to 707 code for a protein of 108 amino acids. The record is from RefSeq and is a predicted model, not a curated record. NCBI's taxonomy places the organism in Eukaryota, Metazoa, Chordata, Lepidosauria, Squamata, Rhineuridae. Gene Ontology annotation, molecular function: nucleic acid binding; DNA-directed RNA polymerase activity; zinc ion binding.
CUCCAGCGCCACCUGCGAGCUGAUCUCCUCGGGGGUCACCUGCGGAGGGAGGAAGGCGGCGUCACCCGGGAGGGAGGAGCCAGAGCGACCCAGGCCCCGCCGCGGCACUUCCCCCCUGGCCUGCCUACCUGCGCGGGGAGGUCGCAGAGCAACGGGUCCCUCACGAGGCGCGCCAGCCCGGCCUGCCACAGCUCCAGCACUUCUGCGUGCGCCGCCUCCGCGCCCUCCUCCUCCUGCUCCUCCUGCUCCGCGCCCCACUCGCCUGCCCUUCUCGCCGCCAUAGCCAUCCUCUCCGAGCAGCAGGGGCAGCGAGAGGGGGCGUAGCCUUGCCGAGGCGGAAGCGGAAGUGAAGCGGCGAGGGCGUCCGAGUCGCCGCCGGGAUGCUGCUCUUCUGCCCGGCCUGCGGGAACGUGCUGGUGGCCGAGGAGGGCGCGCGCUGCCACCGCUUCGCCUGCACCACGUGCCCCUACGUGCGCAACGUCACGCGCAAGGUGACGAGCCGGCGCUACCCGAAGCUGAAGGAGGUGGACGACGUGCUGGGCGGGGCCGCCGCCUGGGAGAACGUGGACUCCACCGCCGAGCCGUGCCCCAAGUGCGAGCACCCGCGUGCGUACUUCAUGCAGCUGCAGACGCGCUCGGCCGACGAGCCCAUGACCACCUUCUACAAGUGCUGCAGCGCCCAGUGCGGACACCGCUGGAGGGACUGAAUAAAGGCAGGAAUGCACCCCA